AUGGCUGCCUCGCACCGAGAGCUCAAACAGCGUCGCCGGCAGGAUUAUCACUACAUUCUUGACUACCGGACGCGAUGGGCCGAUAACGACAUGUACCAACACAUGAACAACUCCGUAUACAAUUUCUUGUAUGACUCGGUGGUCAACACCUACCUCAUCGAACACUGCGGACUUCAGCCGGCGUCUUCCCCGCAGCACGGCGUGGUCGUGCAUUCGCACAGCGAUUACUUCGCAUCCAUUUCAUUCCCAGCUGUAGCCGAACUGGCCUUGCGCGUCAACAAGCUCGGUAAGACGAGCGUCACCUAUGAGAUUGGUCUCUUCGAAAAGGGUGUUCAGGACGUCAGAGCUGUCGGGGAAUUCAUUCAAGUGUUUGUUGAGCGGUCUACCGGCCGGCCUGUGGCCUCUGGUAUGAGUCUCGAGAUGCGCCGCGGUCUGGAGCGCAUCCAUGUCGGUGACCGGGCCGGUGCUGAUAGCCCUGCCGGUGCCGUCAUGGCGAAAACCACCAGCAAACUCUGA
This is a messenger RNA of Verticillium alfalfae VaMs.102, 516 nucleotides long. Its product is annotated as thioesterase family protein. The record is from RefSeq and is a predicted model, not a curated record. Gene Ontology annotation, cellular component: mitochondrion. The transcript has 2 exons. Gene Ontology annotation, molecular function: fatty acyl-CoA hydrolase activity. The coding region runs from base 1 to 516 and encodes 171 amino acids. NCBI's taxonomy places the organism in Eukaryota, Fungi, Ascomycota, Sordariomycetes, Glomerellales, Plectosphaerellaceae.